Aspergillus candidus is the source of this 1209-nucleotide messenger RNA. RefSeq names its product putative inositol 5-phosphatase. NCBI's taxonomy places the organism in Eukaryota, Fungi, Ascomycota, Eurotiomycetes, Eurotiales, Aspergillaceae. Gene Ontology annotation, biological process: phosphatidylinositol dephosphorylation. The transcript has 4 exons. The record is from RefSeq and is a predicted model, not a curated record. Bases 1 to 1209 code for a protein of 402 amino acids. Gene Ontology annotation, molecular function: phosphatidylinositol-4,5-bisphosphate 5-phosphatase activity.
AUGAAUCCACUUUCACUCUAUAUUCUCACCUUCAAUUGUGCUCGCAAUCUAGUCGACGUCAAUCGCUUUGCGAACCAUUUCUUUGACGCUCGACCCCGCAAUGAUCCGUCCCCGCCCGAUCUGAUCGUCUUGUCCGUUCAGGAGCUUGCUCCUAUUGCGUAUGCGUUUCUGGGAGGGUCGUAUCUCGACCCCUACUUUUCUUCCCUGAAGGACGUGGUCAAUCAGGCGGUCGCCCAGCGGUGGGACAUUGAUUAUGUCAAUUUAGUUACUGACAACAGUGGCAUGACGGGCCUAAUGGUCUUUGCCAGGUCGGACGUUGCAGAACGGGUAUCAUCGGUCGAUACCGCCCGCAUCGGCUUUGGGUUUCAGGAGAUGGGCAACAAGGGUGCAGUGGGGGCGCGGCUGGCUUAUGCUACCGAAGAAACCCCCGACGGGAGUAUAGAUUUGACCUUUGUGGCCGCCCACCUGGCUCCGAUGGAAUCUGCGGUUGAGCAGCGAAACCAUGACUGGCGCAGCGUAGUCGAGCGACUGGUCUUUGAAAGGCCUGUUGCCACCGCUCGAGGGAGUCUCGAGCCAGAUGACCCAGAAACCUCGGGCUUGCUACACGGGUCGACGUCGAAUGGCGGUGACGACCGCCGAGGUAUCUUCUUCUCCAAUAGCUAUCUUUUCAUUGCCGGCGAUCUGAAUUACCGCACAUCGAACGUGUCACCCGGGCAAGAAGACCUUGCCCGUUUCCCACGCCUGAAUGCGGAUCCCGCCGACCCCCGUCAUUACUCGCAGCUCCUGACAGACGACCAACUCACCCGCGAGAUGCGACAGUCGCGGAGUUUUCAUGGCCUGACGGAGGCACCCAUUGGCUUCCCGCCAACCUACAAGUAUACCUUGGCGGCGCAGAAGGCUGCGGCACAGGCACCCGUUGGCCCAGCUGGUGCGACCUACGAUUCUUUACCGCUGUUUCCAACCUCUGAUCAUCGCGCUGUCGCGCUGUCGGUAGCCGUGCCAAUCGUGGCGAGCCGACCGGUCGAUGCGACACAUGUGUCCGCCCCGUUCCCAAUUGACCCGGACUGGCAGCGUAAACGGGACAUGGCGCGCCAGAGGGAGAUCGUGCCGUUGGGCUGCUGGGUGCAUGGUUCGUGCUUCGAUCGCUGUGGAACGCUUAGCGAGGCCCUGCAGAGGAUCCGAUCUCGGAUGGAAACGGCCGUCCCAUAG